Messenger RNA from Delphinapterus leucas (beluga whale), 4460 nucleotides. The record is from RefSeq and is a predicted model, not a curated record. NCBI's taxonomy places the organism in Eukaryota, Metazoa, Chordata, Mammalia, Artiodactyla, Monodontidae.
AGCCAGAAGGAGGGGCUGGAGGAGGGGGCCGCUUAGCCUGGGGAUGCACAGCCUCGAGGGGCUCCAUUCCUGUCCCUAUGCAGGGGAAGCAUGUGAGUCUGUGAUCCCCGACAGGAGAGAGGUGUCCUAGAAAGGCAGAUACCAGGGAUGGGCUAGGCUACUCCAGGGGAUAGUGAGCUCCCCAUCCUUGGGAGUAUGAAAGCAGGGAUGGCCACUUGGUGGGGAUUGAACCUUCAUUGGGGUUUUGGGCUUCUGCAUCAGUGACUUUCAAUCUGUGCUAUGUGGACAGGCCUCAAAGACCCCUGCUGGGAUGAUGGAUGGGGGGGCCCCAGUCCCUUGUCCCCAUUCAACCAAAGCUAUUCCGCUUUGGCCUAUUUUUACCUCGGGCUAAAGUAUAAGAUGCUGUUUCAAGGGCUUCUGCAGCUAAAGACGUGUUGGAAACUGUUGGGCUGAAAACGAGUUUUUACGCCCCAGGGCCCAGCAGGGAACAUAAACCAGUGGCGGGUGGUGUCUGGGACAACUGGAGCUCCUGCCCUUCCCAAGCUGGUGGCUGCCGCCCAGCCUCCACCGUGGGCCCAGCUUUCAAAGAGAAGCCAGAAAUCCACAUGUUAAGUGACAGUUCCUGAUUUCUUAAUGUAGCAACUCAGUGGAAGAUUUUUGAAGCCCACCUGCAGAGCACAUGGGGUCUGCCCGUGGUGACCUCCUUCUAGAGGAGCUGCAUGGCUCUCCUCAGUGUGGUUCUGAGGGUAGAGGCGUUCAGUCAGUCCCCUGUGUGGGAGAAGAGGGCAGGCUGGGCUCGGGGUGGCAUCAGAACCUGGUGCGUCAGGGAUGCCACAGGUUCUCUGUCCCCAAGGGCGUGGAGUCCUGACCCCUGACCGCUAGGCUUCCCAGCAGGACUCAUCUUAGACUCAGAGCUAGAGUGGGCGCCAGAGGUCACCAGGCUUCUUCCCCAUAGGUGGAAACACCUAGGCCCAGAAAGAGGCCCCACCUGCUCAAGGUCACCUGGGAAGUCCAGCAGGCCCGGGGGAGACCCCAGGCAGGGCAUCCGGUCAGGUCUUCCGGGUUCCAGGCCACGGCAGCUGCCCUCCGUCCUCCUCCAUGCCGGCCUGAGCUGUGAGAAUUCUAGAUGGAUCCGUGACAAUGUGAGCUCAUGAAAGAUUACCAGGAAGAGGUUGAAACCUGGCUCCCGGGAGAGCGAGAUGUGCGAGGCCUUGGCACGAAGCCCAGCACUUGGCUGCUCUGGUUUCCCAGGGCCCGGACAUGCGUGGUCACAGCCCAGCAGCUCGGUCAGGAGGACAUGCCUGCCAGAGUCCAGAGGGUGAGGGUGGGGGCAGGGAGAGACCAGAACAGAGUGGCGCCAGGCUGGAGCCAGUGCCAGGAUAACGCUGGGGAUGGGGGAUGGGCUCCAGGGCUCCAUCCAUUUGAGGGGCUUUUCAGGGAAGGGUGUGGGACUGACUGCAUGCCUGGCCUUGGGACCCCAGAAGCCUGAAGGCAACUUACUCUGUGGUAAGCAAUAAUGCAAACAAGUAGAGCCCCAAAUAGAAAAUUGAGGUCAAGGACAGGAGGAGACUUCAGAUAUGCCAACAUAACCAAGAUGCUAUGGUUGUGCCAUGUAUUUGGAGCUCCCUAGCAGCCAGAGCAAAAGGAGAAACAUGAUGAUUUCCACAUGACCUACUAAGGUGAAGAAGUAUUCAGUCACGCAGCACGUCUAUAUCGAAUACUGACUGUGUACUGGGUGCAAAAAAAAAAAAGAAUAAGCAAGUUUCCCUGCUCCCAUGGAUUUGUAUUUCAUUAAAGAAGACUGAAAAUAAAGAAGUAACCGUACAAGAGCAUUUCAGAGAGCACCAAGGGCUAUGAAGGGGAAAAAAAGGGUAAUUAGGCAGAGGUAUGUUCAUUUAGCUUGAGCAGCCAGGGAGGGCCUCACAGAGGAGGUGAGGUGUGAGCAGAGAUCAAAGAAUGAGGGGUAGGUGAUACUCAUGUGGAGUUUUAAAAGAAGAAUGUCCAGAGUCUCAGGCCUGGAGAGGGAGGGGGCUUGGCCUCCCGAAGGGGAGAGGGUUGCUUGAGUGGCCAGGUUGAAGGGAAUGAAACACUGACGCGGCACGUGAUGUGGUCAGGGAGGCCAGCAGCCCUGGUCCACAAGCCCUGCAGGCCUCAGGAGGAGUUUGGAUUUUGUUCCAGGUGCCACAGGAGAGUGAUGUGGGGUCAUGUGCCCCAGAUGCUCAGGACCCCCAGGGCUGCUUCUCCUCAGCGGUCCUGUGUGUGCCCUGCCCGUGCUGCCCCAUACCCGUGUGGGCUCCUGCCUGGCCCUGCACGGUGUGGCCUUCAAUGCUUGAUACACCGGGCAUCGAGCGAGUGGUCCUUUGCUGUCGCAACCAUCACAGAAAUCCCCCCUGUCAUCUUCCUGCCCAACUUCCUGGUACAGAGGAAGGUGCUGAAGCCCCUCCGGACCCAGACGGGAGGAACCAUAAUGGCGGGGAAGCUGGCCGUGGAGCGAGGCUGGGCCAUCAACAUAGGCGGCGGCUUCCACCACUGCUCCAGCGACCGGGGCGGGGGCUUCUGCGCCUACGCAGACAUCACGCUCGCCAUCAAGUUUCUGUUUGAGCGAGUGGAGGGUGUCUCCAGAGCCACCAUCGUUGAUCUCGAUGCCCAUCAGGGCAACGGGCACGAGCGGGACUUCAUGGGCGACAAGCGCGUGUACAUCAUGGACGUCUACAACCGCCACAUCUACCCCGGGGACCGCUUUGCCAAGCAGGCCAUCAGGCGGAAGGUGGAGCUGGAGUGGGGCACGGAGGAUGAUGACUACCUGAGGAAGGUGGAGAGGAACCUGGAGAGAGCCCUCCAGGAGCACCAGCCCGACGUGGUGGUUUACAACGCAGGCACCGAUGUCCUUGAGGGGGACCGCCUCGGGGGGCUGUCCAUCAGCCCGCAGGGUGUCGUGAAGCGGGAUGAGCUGGUGUUCCGGCUGGUCCGAGGCCACCAGGUGCCCAUCCUCAUGGUGACCUCGGGCGGGUACCAGAAGCGUACAGCCCGCAUCAUUGCCGACUCCAUCCUUAAUUUGUAUGGCCAGGGGCUCAUCGGGCCCCAGUCAGCCAACGUCUCAGCACAGAACUCAGACACACCCCUGCUGCCCCUGGAGGUGCCCUGACGACACUGCCCUCUGAGUGGCUCCCUGCCUGCUGCCCGCCCGCCCGCCCGCCCGCCUGCCCCUCAGUGCUUCUCCUUUUCCAAAUGCGGGGGGACCUCGCGCGCAGCUGCACUCUCCGUGCUGGGUGUCGCGGUCUCAGGGCCGCUCUGCGGGUGGGGGCAGAGGGCAGGGCCUGAGUCCCGGAAAGACCCACACGGUCACGGUCACGGCCUGACCAGGCGGCAGUUCUCCCAGGAGGGAGGAGGGCAGUUGAAGCUCCCAGGCGCAGGGAGGGCCCCCAGGGGUGGGGUGUUCUGGUUUUCAAAACAGUGCGACCGUUUCAGACCAAGGAAGCUUCCAUCUCUUCCACAGUUGGGCCCCCUCCCUCCUCUUCUGCACCCUCUCCUCCUCCCUUCAGGGGUGGGAGACCUGAGAGGGGGCUGGAGCCAGGCGUCUGGGGUCCCUGGAUUCUCAGCCAGCAGGCAGGGGCCCUGGUCCUGGGUGUGAGGGGGCGGCAGGGAAGGGGAUUCAGGUGGGUUUUCCCAUCUGGCUUCUCCUUCAAUAAAGCGAGGUCUGGACCUGCUGUCCGAGAGCCCCUCCCUGGUGGGGAGGGGAGGGGAGGCCUGAGGAGCCCCAAACCCCUGCUUCAGCAGCAUCUUGCCCGUCCAGGGAGAGCGCCGGGUUUGGGGGAAAGAACUCUUGGCUCAGGGACAGGCCUUAGCUCUGGAGGCUUGAGGGACAGAGGAAGGUGAGGCCUGGACCAGGUAAUCGGGGAGGGACAGGUGGCCAAGCUGGGUCCCACAGGCCCCGAGGCCCAGGUGGGGACUGAGGCGCUGGCGAGGCCAGGCUGGCGUUGCUGGAGGGGAGCAGAGGGUCUCCAUCCUGGCCUGCAGGUUGUACGCAUAGGGGGCUGGGGUGGGGCCCCGGCGGGGGCUGCAGCCUCCACUGGGCUCAUCCAAAAUGCCAGGCCCUGAUGUGCACUGCCCAGGGGGGCCCUGACCUUGUCGUCAGCUCUACUCUGAAGGGGAUGCUCAGGACCCCACAGGAAGCUGGGGGUCGGGGGGAGCGUCCACUGCUCCAUUGCCUGGGUGUGUUCUUAGUGGUCAAAGCGGGUGGGGAGGGAAAGAGGGCCGUCCCUGAUCAACCCCCCCACGGGACUUGUGCUCAUUGCCAUCUGGGGGUCUCCUGAAUUCUCCUACCUUCUCCCUCGCACCCCUCUCGCCGCUCCCUCUGCUGGAGGGGGCGGGGCAGGAAGGGUUCCAAGAUCACCAAGUGUCAAACACGUUGAACUCCUUAGGCUUGGACGCCCCACCCGCCCCGCCCCGCCCCGCCCCGC